ACGGUGCACCAGCACGGUGUUGUGACUACGAAGCCCCAAGUCAGUGGUCUUUCGCGGCGGCGGCGGCUACGCUUCGGCCGGCGGUCUUCGCGCGCGCGAACGUUGUGGGGGCAGCAACGUCCUCCCUCCGGCGCGGCGGCGGCGGAGGCGGCGCCGGUGGCGGCGGCGGAGGCCCCAAGCGUGGCGAGCGGCCGCUGCUUCGCGCCGAGCCGGGCCGCGCCGGGCCGCGCCGCGCCGGCAGGAGACGUGUCUCCGGCACCCGGUUCCGUACCACUGCGCAGCGCAGUGCAGCGCAGCAGCACGCCGGCGGCGGCGCGGUGGCGGCGGCGCACGUUGGCCGCACCACUCAUCCUCGCGGACAAAUCUUUAAUGAGCUUACACGCAGGGACGGAGGAAUGUGGCAAUGAAACAGCUGCGUCUGUGCGCUUCGAAGUAACCAGCGCGGAAGGCCUGGUGACGGCCGACGGCGUUCGUGAGCAGGAAUGAACCGACGAGUUUUUAGCAUCAGCAUGCUAUCCAAUUCUUUGUCCUUUCAAGGAAGGUAGGGA
Gryllus bimaculatus (two-spotted cricket) is the source of this 548-nucleotide messenger RNA. NCBI's taxonomy places the organism in Eukaryota, Metazoa, Arthropoda, Insecta, Orthoptera, Gryllidae. The record is from the annotation of a GenBank genome assembly.